AAGUGACGUGUGCAGUGAUGGAGGCGCUGUACGGGCUGCCCUUCGCGCUGCUCGAAUGCCCCAACGUGAAGCUGAAGAAGCCGGGAUGGCUGCACACCCCGUCCGCCAUGACCGUGUACGCGCUCGUCAUCGUCUCCUACUUCCUCAUCACCGGCGGUAUAAUUUACGAUGUGAUUGUGGAACCUCCAAGUGUGGGAUCAAUGACAGAUGAACAUGGCCACCAGAGGCCAGUAGCCUUCUUAGCAUACAGAGUGAAUGGCCAGUACAUUAUGGAAGGCCUUGCUUCCAGUUUCCUGUUUACAAUGGGAGGUCUCGGGUUCAUCAUCUUGGAUCGUUCCAAUGCCCCUAACAUCCCAAAGCUGAACCGCUUCUUGCUUCUCUUCAUUGGAUUUGUCAGUGUCUUACUCAGUUUCUUCAUGGCAAGAGUCUUCAUGAGGAUGAAACUUCCGGGUUACCUGAUGGGUUAAAAGUUGUCAAAUCAGAGGAGCCCAAGCCAGAGUGUCCAGCAUUAAAGAAAACAAUCAAAAAUUGUUUUAACAAAACGUUUUAUGUUGUAAAGUCCGGAUGCAGGAACCAUUUGUAAAGGAACACAAUAAAUACAUUUUUACAUC
This is a messenger RNA of Callorhinchus milii (elephant shark), 611 nucleotides long. RefSeq names its product oligosaccharyltransferase complex subunit (gene ostc). The record is from RefSeq and is marked provisional. Gene Ontology annotation, cellular component: oligosaccharyltransferase complex. NCBI's taxonomy places the organism in Eukaryota, Metazoa, Chordata, Chondrichthyes, Chimaeriformes, Callorhinchidae.